Molecule: messenger RNA, 719 nt
Organism: Theileria equi strain WA
Lineage: Eukaryota; Apicomplexa; Aconoidasida; Piroplasmida; Theileriidae
Exons: 3
Coding region: 50-373 (107 amino acids)
Cellular component (GO): mitochondrion; respiratory chain complex IV
Source: RefSeq, a predicted model, not a curated record
GGUAUUAUAAUUGUAUUAUACGAAAAACAUCCUAUUUAGCUACACAAGGAUGGAAAUCGACAGAUCUAAAGUCACCAGUCCAAAGGAUCUGCAGUACUGGAAGUCGUAUGACAAUUAUACCUUGGAUAACCCUCACGUAGGGGAUCCACGCUCACUUCAAAUGACCCAGAGAUUGUACUGCUUUAUCAGAUAUACCAUGUUCUGCAGGUGUUGCAGAGAGCUUGGUGAAGACGACCCUCGCUGCAAGUACCAGUACUACAGAGCUGAAGUCGCCUGUACACAGGAUUUCCUAGAUCUUGUUAACCAGCACAGAGAAGCAGGGACAUGUGGUAUGGACUUGUUGCCAGGUGAUAGGAUCGUUGGUACGCGUUAGCCAUGGCACUCAAGACCAAUCACUCGAAAUUCAAGUUUGCCAGGCUCGAGUCUUUUGAAUGGAACAUUGUCUCACAGGAAACUCAGGAUGAAAUCUGUGAAAUACUAGGGAAUAUUAUAGAAUCAAAAGACUCAAGCAAAGGGCUAAUUUUUGGAAUCAAUGAAACUAACAAAGCUAUAGAGAAUGGCGAUAGUAUCUCUGCAAUCAUACUCUUCAAGGGAAAUGUGCCCACAACAAUGAUACAACACUUUCCGAUAAUAUGUAAAAGAAGGGGGAUUUCAUACGUUAGCAUUCUUAAAAACGUAUGUUCCACCUUAAAAAUAAAAUCUCCAAGUUGUAUAGCCAU